Messenger RNA from Trypanosoma conorhini, 5715 nucleotides. Its product is annotated as E3 ubiquitin-protein ligase TRIP12. Gene Ontology annotation, biological process: protein polyubiquitination; proteasome-mediated ubiquitin-dependent protein catabolic process. Bases 1 to 5715 code for a protein of 1904 amino acids. The transcript has a single exon. Gene Ontology annotation, molecular function: ubiquitin protein ligase activity. The record is from RefSeq and is a predicted model, not a curated record. NCBI's taxonomy places the organism in Eukaryota, Euglenozoa, Kinetoplastea, Trypanosomatida, Trypanosomatidae.
AUGAGUCUACUCUCCCUGGCCCGGACGGAGAACUCCAAGCAGCAGCUGCGGGCGGUGCACUCCCAGCGAAAGGACCCCGACAAGGCCCUAGAGCCGCUCGAAAAAAUGUGCAUGACGCUUGUGCUGGGGGUUGAGCAGUAUCUUCGCGGCUUUGACGCCACCAUGGCGAUUCCGCUGCUGCUGCACAUGACGGAAAGGGAGUCGUUUUCCUUCCAUGGGGACGCCUUGACGAUGCUCUUUCGCGCGCUUGCCCUCAUCAUGGAGUACGUUCCGAGCUCCUACGGGAGUGUGCAGUCGUACCACAAGCGGCUGAUGAAGUCGGUGUGCCAGGCCCUCUCCCGGACCCUCUCGGCGAGGAUGAAGUACAGCAACACCGAUAACGUGAUGCUACUGGAGGAGUCCCUGCGACUCAUUCACUUCGUCACAAAGGAUGAGGGCAGCAUCUCCGUCCUGCGCUUUGGGAUGGCGGACGUUGUCCGGAUAGCCGCCUCGGAAAAUACGCUCCUGGCGCGUCAGGCCUUUGAUGUGCUCGUCACCGUCUGCUCCAAGAUCAGCUUGCCCCCAGAUGUGGAAAGGCCAGUGUUCUUUAGACUACAGGUUUUCUUCAUCGGCACGGGCUUGAAAGGGAAAACGUACAGCAAGUGCGGCCUGGACUCAUCGGAGUCAAAAGAAAGUCUGCAGGUGAAUACCGUAGAGAAUGUCCUUGUCCCUUUUCUGCAUGCAACGCUUCAGCAUUAUGCAGCGAGUCUUGAGAGCUUUCCAGAGGCGUGGUCUUUUUUGGAGCAAACGAUACAGUGCCUGGGCAUGCUGAUGCGCCGAUCGAUGUUGUGCCAUCGCCCCUCCACAACCCGGAAAAUCGCCACUCGUGAGAUGUGCCGCACACUCUUCCAACUACUGCUUUACAACGACACAAAUGUGGCGCUCGAGCAGGCUGUUCGCGCUGAUCGACUGUUGUUGUGCGAAACUGUGCUGGGCGCUGCCAUUGCGGCGGAUCCGCUCGUGGCAGUUGAGUCCCUGCUCUAUGAAGAGGCCGUGGCCUACUACAAACUUCUGCUAGAGGAGCAGGAGAGCGGCCUCAUCACGCAGCUGGAUGACCCCUUUCCGGUGGGCGGCAUCUCGUCCCGGAACACGCAGCGGCGGGACAAGAACAACAUUGUCUCCAUCGCCGCCAUUCGCCUCUUCGUCCUCGCCUGUCCGCAUGUCUUACGCGAGGCCUUUGGCCCCAAGCCGAAGGUCCUGCUCCCCGUUCACCAGUGGUACUGGGAGGACGAGAUGCGGCACAGCAAUGCCAUCGCGGAGGAGGGCUGUGUGACGCUGGAAACAGGUUAUAACCGGUUAUGUAAGGAGGCGUCCUUUGUACUGCACCUGAAGGCAAUGACGGCGAAUUUUCAGACGAUGAAGUUGACGGGUGGCUUUGGAAGCUCCGACCGGAAUGUUUUACGCAAAAUAGUUCCGUUUGUGUUUCACUUUGUGGACGAGGAGGAUAUUCGUCUAGUCAAGGCGGCAAAGGAAGCCCUCGUGGCCUGUGACCCUCUGCCCAACUCUAUGCGGGAGAUGAGGGCCUUCCAUGCCGUGGAGUCCGUGGCGGCCGCAAAAGGGUUGGGGACACUUUUCUUACUGAACAAAAGUGCCAUUGCACCGUCCAUAUACAUGCGACUUGCGGAGGUUUAUCUAGGGAGUCUAUGCAGCUUCGUGGUUUCAGUCACUGGGCAGAUGGCGAUGCAGUUAGGAACCUCGGCGUGUGCGUCGUUGCUCCAGGCCGCCAUUUGCACCGGCGAAGACCAGCGACUGGAGGGUCUGUUGUGUAAAAUCAUUCGUCCCUUGUGUGAGAUGCUGCGUGAGGCGUUGGUGUCGGCGGACAAGGCCACCAAGUCCGUUUCCCUCACAAUGAUGGUGUGGCUGCUGUGUCACCCGCGGGCAUCGGCGUGGAAGUUUAGCGAGACGGCCCUGCGCUGUGGCGUGGUAAAUCAACUGGAAGUCAUGUCGUCGUCGUCGUCGGCGGCGGCGGCGGCUGUUGUGGGAGGCGCCAAGAGGGCAAAGAUGCCCAGGGCCUUCGCCAAGAAGGGGAAGGUGGCGUCACUAACACGCACCGCGUACCUGGCAGACGCCGCGUUGGCGCUUUACCGGGCGAUCGACAAGCAGCUGUCAAGGCCACCAUCACCGCAAGCAGGGGGCGGCCUCACCACGGCGGAUGUGAUGAUGCUGCAAACGGCAGUGAACGAGCUGAAGGCCUACGCGCUCGUCCCGGGGCCGCACCAAAGCGUGGUGGAACAUGUAUUGGAGGCCUUGGAAAAGUCAGUGAGCACAGUGACUGCGUAUGAGGUGUCCACGUUGGGCAUCGCCGACGCCGUGCUCAACUACCUGCUCGCGGAGAACUACAAGGAUUACCGCGGCGCCGCUGCCACCGAACCAGCGGCUGCAGCCCCGCCAACGGCAAGGAGGGAAUUGUUUGGUGGUGCUGCUGAGCUGGAGGCUGUAGAAGAAGAGGAGCUCCUGUCGUUUGGUGGCAAGCGCACCGCCAAUGGUCUUCACCGGCGGUGCCAAAAGGAGCGUCUGCAGUGCUUUCUGGAAUGUGCGAUGCGGCGGCCACGUGGGGUGAAGGCUUUGAUUGAGAACCUGGUCUCCACCAUCCCCCUCCGCUUCACAUUACCGCUGGUUGAGUCUCUCCUGGGCACCUCUAGGGCGACGUGUCGGCCACCUGUCAAGGCUGUAAUUGCAGCCAGUCAAAUAUCACCUAUAGUCAGUCUCUGCUGCAAGCCGGGGGCAGGAUCCGGUGCACUUCGGCGAAAGAACUCGGAUAAAACAAACCCCAGAAGUACGGGCAAGCGAGGGGUGUUAGCCUCCUCCGCGGCGGUGCCGCAUUCUGAAGUAAACGUUACCACUGAAGCCGAGGUGGAGGUGUCGCGCCCGCGUGAAAACUGCCCUAGUGGGCAUCGGUUGCAAGCCGUGGCAGGAACAAAUACCUCGUUUUUAUGUGACAUAUGCGAGGAGGAGCUAUACAACGGCCUGGGCUGCCACCGAUGCGACUUUCACAUAUGCAGGGACUGCUACAUGGAUCCCAAAGUACAGUAUGAGGGCGGCACCCUGGGUGCGAGUCCCGGGCCAAGCGGCGGCCUUCACUCGGGGUCUUCACCCCAUCGGCAAGGACAGCGCCAACAACGGCUGGAGCGAGAGCGUCAAGAGAUUUUAAGACCCAUUGAUAGAGCCCAUUUAUUUGCUAGCAUCGGUGACAUUGAGCGAUACUUCCGCACGGGGUCGUGCUCAACGCGAAACACAGAUGUGGCACCUGCCCCUCAGUCGGUGUUGCAAAAUGUUGAUUUCUUUGUGCGACGUGCCAAGUUUUUUCUUGCUCGCAAGUCGAUUCACUGCAGCGACGGAGACCUUCGUCAGGCGGUGUGUCGCAUUCUAAACUCCUUCUCGUUGCACGGACCUAUUAUCGACCCUGAAGAAGCUGCAAGCAGCGCGGCAGGGAGUGUACCGUUACGUUCAGAUGAGCUAGAGGAGCUGACAAGAGUGCUGCAAGGCGCAAUGGAGGAGCGGUAUGUGCUCUACACCGCCCCUGGUGGUCGCUGCGCCUACCAAGAGACGCUCAUAGGGAAUUUUCUCCAGCGUGCCCUUCACGAGGGAAAUGUGGGGGUUGUGGAACAGCUGGAGUGCUGCUUGCUCAACAUCGAGGGCUGCGGUGACUCCUGCAUCGCCGUUGCGAAUUCGCACUGGGGCGAACUUCUCCUCCUGAGACGCGGCGCGUCUGCGUUGGCGUCACCUCCGACAGAUAUGCCGGAUAGGGCAAGCAACGCGCGAACGUACACGUUUCAUCAUUUUGAAACGGACGAGGACACACGCUGCGUCUGUGGGAAGACGUCAAGAAAAGAGCUUAACUCUGCGUAUCCGCCCAAACUCAUGCGAAAGCCAACACGACUUUCUCGAAACACAGAUACCCUCUUGCUUAUUCUGCUGCAGAAAUUACUAAACCCGCUGAUUAAGCAGGGUACUAUGGAUAUUGAUGCCGGCGUCUUUGUGAGCGCCCCUUUUACAACACUGGUCGUGAAGGCGUUGACGGCGUCGGCGCUCCGUGUGGCUCUCCUGCCUCCCAGACUCGCGGUUCCCAGGUGGACAGACUUUAUAGUCACGGAGGCGAACUUUCUUUUGCCGUUAAACGUCCGUGAACGCGUCGCCCGCUUUUUUGCCUACGGUGCUCGCCGGGCGCUGCACAACUAUUUGAAGUCCUUACCCAUAAGUCGAUCCAAUCGCACUAUCAAUAUCUACCCAGCGGAGUGGGGACGGUGGACAAAUCAUAAAUUUCGCGUGAGCCGUGCAUCGCUGCUGCAUGACGCGUACACGGUGCUCCGCAAAAGUGCGGACUCGAGGCUACCGAUAUCCAUCGAGUUCGAGGGGGACGUUGGGGUUGGGCAGGGUCCCACGGCACACUUCUACACACUAAUCGCGGAGGAGGUCAAAAAGGUAAGACUAAAUCUUUGGCGCAAUGGGACGCCCUCCACUCAAGGCAAAGGCGAAGGUAAUGAGGCAGACGCAAAUGACAGGGACGCAACGGUGGCUCUUCCGGCGGAAGGGUUGUAUCCAGCUGUGCUUGACGCGGGGGAAGAGGAUUGCCUCUCCCCUCUCGCUGCGCGGCAAUUGCCGCAAGAGGUGAAAGUGCUGACGGAUCGUUUCGUCUCUCUUGGCGACUAUGCAGAUUUUGAACGCGAGCGGGCGCACUGCUAUUAUCUUGUCGGAGCUGCCCUUGGCCGCGCCUUAACGGACGAAGUGGUGUUUCCGCUGGAUUUGAGUCCCGCGCUCGCCAUUUUUCUGAGGCGAGAGACUCCGGCCCCACGCAUCCUCCUUGCCGGCAACACUGCGGUUGAUGAGGGAGUGGCGCGGCCCAUUGAUCUCAUGGGUCUCUCGCUUGCCGACGUGGAUCUCAUGGAUCGCUCCAUCGCCGCCAGCGUGCGGUCCCUGCUUGAACUCAACCCCGCCGCCCUGGAGUCGCUCGAGCUGCCCUUUACACUCCCCGGCCACGACAAUUUUGAGAUGGUGCCUGGAGGUGCAGGGAAGUUUCUGACGAGCGGGAGUAUCGCCCAGUACAUUCGUCGGGCUUGUAGUGCGUUGUUGUAUGAAUCCUCUGUGUUGCCCAUUCGCUUCCUUCUGCGCGGCUUUCGCGACAUUGUUCCGUCCGAGGCGCUCGCCUCGCUCGACGUGCAGGAGGCGAUGAGCCUACUCUGCGGGUGUGCGGUGAGUGAUGGCAAGCCGCUUUGGACCCUCGCGGAGAUCAAAUCCAUCCUCGUCGCCGACCACGGCUACCAAAACGACUCUCCGCAGAUGACAAUGCUGCAGAACAUCCUGGCAAAUCGACUGACGCCGGCGGAGCAGCGCGUUUUCCUCCUCUUCUGCACAGGCUGUCCGCGUCUACCGUUCGGGGGCGUGGGGGCCCUUGGGGCCAUCACGGUCGUCAAGCGCUCCGACUUCACGAUGUUCCACAGCUCGUACGGUCGCGGCAGCGAGGGCAGCAACGCCGUCGGUGGCGCGGAGGGAAUGGAACGAGAAACCACUCAGCAGAGCGAGCACCAGCUCUCACCGGAGGAGACGGAUUGGCCGCUCCCAUCAGUCAACACAUGCUUCCGCUACCUGAAGCUCCCGCCGUACCCUACGGAGGAGCUCAUGUACAACAAGUUGCGACUGAGCAUCACGCAAGGGGGAGAGACAUUUCAGCUUUCCUGA